AAGGAGCGACCGUAAACAGAAGAAAGCGGAAACAAAGGGGUUUUUUAUUAAAACACAAACACAUCCCUGGCUGUGGAAGUACCCAGGGAAUAAACUACAAACAGUUGACUUCGCCAGCAAUAAUACUGAAACGGAAAAUAAAGACUGAAUCGAAGUGAGCUGAGAAACGAACUGCAUCAGUCAAUAUGGCACUGAAAAGAAUACAGAAGGAGCUGCAAGACCUGCAGAGAGACCCUCCAGCACAGUGCUCUGCUGGACCAGUAGGGGAUGACUUGUUUCAUUGGCAGGCGACUAUAAUGGGUCCAGGUGAUAGUCCCUACCAAGGAGGAGUCUUCUUUCUCACAAUCCACUUCCCCACUGACUACCCAUUCAAGCCACCAAAGGUAGCAUUUACAACAAAGAUUUAUCACCCAAAUAUUAACAGCAAUGGCAGUAUCUGUUUGGACAUUCUACGGUCACAGUGGUCUCCAGCACUAACAGUCUCUAAAGUUUUAUUGUCCAUAUGUUCAUUGCUUUGUGAUCCAAACCCAGAUGAUCCCUUAGUUCCAGACAUAGCGCACAUCUACAAGAACGACAAAGACAGAUACAACAAACUAGCAAAAGAAUGGACCCAAAAGUACGCCAUGUAAAGAAAAAUCAAAGAUAAAAAAAAACAUGCUGAUUUUUUUUCUUUUUCCAUCCUUUUUUAAAGUCACAACACACUGUAAAUUAUAGUAUGAAAUCAAGUAAUCUUUGGUAACUUCCAUCAAACUGUAAUGUCAUUGUUACUAAUCUGAGACCAUGACAUAUACAUUAUUUGUUUCUGAAAGGAAGCAGAGAAUUUUACUUUGAGAAAAUGAGAAAGAUUGCCUGUGGUAAUUUAAUGGAUAUCUUGACAUUUCAAAGUUUGGCAUGUUGUUUUUGCAUCAAGGACAUUUUAUUUAUAAAACACAACUUUUACAUUGAUUACAAACUUCUUUACCGCAUUCUUCAUUUUUAAGUGAAAAACUAGUGAAUUGUAGGACACGAAUCCCACGAUACGCCGUUCAGCAACAAGAGAGGACCUGAGUGAUAGAGCAGCAAUACCAAAUAUGUUAGCCCCUCAUUCUGACACGUCUGUAAAACAAAACAAUAGUGACAACGUCAUAAUUUCCCCUUUGUCAUUACAACUUCAUCCUGACCUUCAUGUCGUGGGUGAUGGAGGUUCUGGUUUGCUCUUGUUGAGGUUCUUGUGUUGCAGACAAAGUAAAAUGAAAGAAUGUACUGUUGCAGUUUCCCAGAAAAUGGGAGCAAUUACAAGUCAUGUAUUACUGUGUUUUUCAUCUCUUAUUAUUAUUAUUAUUAUUAUUAUUAUUAUUAUUAUUAUUGAUGAUAAUUGUAUAGUAUUAAAAUCCUCUGGAACUAUAUAAUUGUUUUAUUCUUUUUCAUUUAGAGUCAUCACCAAUGUAAAUCUGUCAUUAAAACAAUGUACUCUUUUCCCCUGGGACUAGCUGUGAUGUUGAGUUUUUGGUUGGAUUUACACAGGCACAAUGAUCAGAUUUUUAACUCUAUGAAUCCUGUACCUACGGGGUUAAUGUGUUCUUCUGUUCGACCUCCAGUCUGUCUGUAUCUAUGCUACAGAAAGGGUAAAAAUCCCAGUUUCUGUUCCUGUGUAAACAGUCUCUCGUUUGUGUCUCUGAGGCCUGUGUGGCACCUUUUGUACUGAAUUAAAGAAUGGUACAGUUUUUUAUCAUGA
Messenger RNA from Lates calcarifer (barramundi perch), 1714 nucleotides. RefSeq names its product ubiquitin-conjugating enzyme E2D 1b (gene ube2d1b). Gene Ontology annotation, cellular component: nucleus. The coding region runs from base 186 to 629 and encodes 147 amino acids. Lineage: Eukaryota; Metazoa; Chordata; Actinopteri; Centropomidae. The transcript is spliced from 7 exons. The record is from RefSeq and is a predicted model, not a curated record. Gene Ontology annotation, biological process: ubiquitin-dependent protein catabolic process; protein polyubiquitination. Gene Ontology annotation, molecular function: ubiquitin conjugating enzyme activity.